AGGAAACCUAACUUUUCAUUCCAUAUAAAAAACUGAAACUUGUGGAAUAAAAGAUGAAAGGUGAAUAAUGUUAAUUAGAGAGAGAUGCCGACACAAGGGAAAUACCCAAAGUGACCUUCCGAACUUUGUUGAAAGAGACGCGGAAGUAUCUGCAGUGCGGAACAAUCAAGAUUUGAACAAUGAGAUGGAGGUGACGGUUGAAGAGAGAAGAGAUGAGGAAAAUGCUGGGCUAAAAAGGAAAAUUGAUGAGAUGUUCAUGAGUGAGGGGGAGAUGGAAGAGGAUGCUGAUGCUUUUAAGGUGGUUUGUGAUGCACCGGAAUACGGGUGGAGCUUGACUAAUCCAUGUGAUGUUGAUAUGGGGAAUAGUGUUGAUAUCCUCGACAGCUCAUCUGCCUGCAUUGCAAAGAUUGAUAAAUAUGACAAGAAGCCGAACGUUGUUCGAGACAUGGUCAUAAAAUAUUUCAAGAGUAAAGGACUGGAUGGCCGGGUCGAGAAACUGAAGGCACAAGAACCAAAACGAUUGCAAUUGGCGUGGAGAGAUUCGACCGCUGUAUUUGAUUAUGGUGUGAUUACAAUGCGGCACAUGGAGACGUACACAGGGCAUACAUUGAAGCAGUGGGAAUGUGGCUUGAAAAAGGGGGAUGAGAAGGUGGUGAAUGCACUUCGCACAACACUAACAUAUGCAUAAAGAAAAACAAAAGAUGUAAAUAUUAAAAUAUUUAAUGGAGCAAAAAAAAUACAUGUACUAAACCAAUAAAAAAACAUGAUUUAACUUAUCUAAUAAUUACAAAGUAAUAAAAAAUCAAUAGGAAAAUAUGCAUUAGACAUUUAAGAACAAUUUGAAAAAAAUUAAAUAAAAAAUCACAAAAAGGUGGGUAAAUAAGUUAAAUCAUUUUGAUGGAGAUGAAAUUUAACCUUACAUAAUGUAAAAAUUAACACAAAAUAUAUUUGUGUAAAUCUUGUAAUAAAGAGGGAAAGAAGCGAUAAACUCAAUUACUGCACAUCAUAUGUAUAGGAUUGUUGCCGCUAUCCCUCUCUGUUUCGAUUUGGGAUUCAGCCACUUGUUCAAGGCCAAGCUCCAACCUCCUUCAUGCUCUACGAUCUAUCUAGGUCGUCGCUGCUCUGCCCUGUCAGACGAUUUCUUAUGUUGCUGAAAAUAAUUGAACUAAUUCAUCUCAGUAAAAACUAAAUUUCCAAUUUCAUACGUAUAAGGAAACCUAACUUUUCAUUCCAUAUAAAAAACUGAAACUUGUGGAAUAAAAGAUGGAAGGUGAAUAAUGUUAAUUAGAGAGAGAUGCCGACACAAGGGAAAUACCCAAAGUGACCUUCCGAACUUUGUUGAAAGAGACGCGGAAGUAUUUGCAAUCUU
Molecule: messenger RNA, 1369 nt
Organism: Cuscuta campestris
Lineage: Eukaryota; Viridiplantae; Streptophyta; Magnoliopsida; Solanales; Convolvulaceae
Source: the annotation of a GenBank genome assembly